Passer domesticus (house sparrow) is the source of this 1569-nucleotide messenger RNA. RefSeq names its product ubiquitin associated protein 1 like (gene UBAP1L). The coding region runs from base 234 to 1565 and encodes 443 amino acids. Gene Ontology annotation, cellular component: ESCRT I complex. Gene Ontology annotation, biological process: ubiquitin-dependent protein catabolic process via the multivesicular body sorting pathway. The record is from RefSeq and is a predicted model, not a curated record. Gene Ontology annotation, molecular function: ubiquitin binding. NCBI's taxonomy places the organism in Eukaryota, Metazoa, Chordata, Aves, Passeriformes, Passeridae. The transcript has 7 exons.
AAUUAUUUCAGCCUUGGAGGAUUGCUUCAUUACAACUACGUGUAAAUAUGAGAGGGUCCGAAGAGGAGGUCUCGUCCUCUCUUUCGGCAGCCAGGCACAUCCUUUUCCUGGUGUGAACUGGUUCGUGCACCGGCAGUGUCUUCAGUGUGAAAGUGGGCAGGGCUCCUGUGGAGAACAUGAGGUCAGAGCCCUUGUAGGAGUUCCCUUCUGCAGCAACAAAUCAGGCAGCAGCAAUGAACUACCUGGAUGAAGUUCCCUUCCGGACAGCCAUGAGCCUCAAUGGGGACUCAGAGGGAGAAAUCCCUUUAGUCACUGCCCCAGACAUUGAGCUCCCUGACUGCACCGACAUCCUCAUGAGCACCAUGCACGACUUCUCGCUGGAAAGGAAGGUGCUGUACUGGGUGGAGGUGGCCUCUCAGCAGCACACCUCCCGCCAUCGAGUCACCUCCGAAGUUGUCCCCACAGCUCCCCCGUGCUGGCUGCUGCUGGUGGACCCUGCUGACAGCUACGGGGGGCGGGCUCGGGAGGGGGCAGUGCGGCGCUCCAUCAGCCUGAGCGCUGCCGACAGCUCCUACGGGCACGCCAAGGGCAGGGCGGCCCUGUCGGACACCGAGAGCGACACCUGGCACUCAGAGGAGGGGGACUACUCGGAUGAUGAGUACUCCUCCACCUCUUGGGAAGAGAAUGACAAGGACGAAACGCUCCUCUCCAGGAGGAGAAGCUCUUCAAGAAGCGUCUCUUCACGCCCUGGCUUUUACCAGACCCGACCAAAGACAUCGCCCGGCUUGCUGGAGCCCUCGCCAGAGAACAAUGUCCACAGCCCAGCCAGCCCAGACCCCAGCAAGCAGAGAAGAUCCAUGGUGAUAUUUAACAACAUGAAGAACGAGCUGGAAGCAGCCAGGAGGAAGCUGGCUGCUUUGGUGCAUCCUUUGAACAGAGCUGCCACUGGGAGCAGGGGCAUCCUGGUGCCACGGCUGCUGCCCCAGUGCCCUGGCACCAACCACAGCGUCAAGUAUGGGCCAGACCCAGAUGUGUCCCAGCAGGGGAAUGUUGUGCCAACUCCUCCAGCCACAGCCACGCCGAUCCCUCCCAUCAAGCAGCACAAGCCCACGGUGCCGUCCCUCAGCCCCUACACUUGCCUCCCCCCUGCCUCCACGCCUGGACGACCUCUCAGCUGCCACAGAUCCCAGCCAGAUUCCUCAGCUGACCUGCUCUCUGCACUGAGCCAAGAGGAGAGAGACCUCAUCGAGCCUGUCAUAGCCUUGGGCUACCCCACCCAGAAAGCCAUCCUCACCCUCCAGAAGACAGGAAGGCAAAGCUUAAGUCAGUUUCUGAGCUACCUGGGUGCCUGUGAUCGGCUGCUGAAGCAGGGCUAUGAGGAAGGGCAGGUGGAGGAAGCCAUGGAAAUGUUCCAGUACUCCGAGAAAAAGGCAGCUGAAUUCUUACAUCUGUUGGCUCAGUUUAAUGACAUGGGCUUCCAGCAAAAUGAAAUCAAGGAAGUUCUUUUGCUUUGUGGGAAUCAGAGGGAGAGGGCGCUGGAGGAGCUUGUGAUGAAAACCCACUGAGCAG